Messenger RNA from Entrophospora sp. SA101, 1255 nucleotides. Lineage: Eukaryota; Fungi; Glomeromycota; Glomeromycetes; Entrophosporales; Entrophosporaceae. The record is from the annotation of a GenBank genome assembly.
AGCUAGUUAUGAAAAAGACAUUAUGACUAAUUUUUUCUCAAGACUAUAUUAUUUGAAAUUAUUAGAAGACAAGGAAAUACAAAAUCACUAUGUAAAUAUUAUCAUAGAAGAUUUGGAAAAAGACCACAGUCAAUUAACUGAAUUUGGUAAAAUAAAUUUUCAAGAACUCCAAGAGGAAACUUCCACUCUUGUAGAAACAGUAAAAUCCAUGUUUUAUGGUACAAAAGGUUCAUUGAUUCCUGAGAUGUUAGCUUUGUAUACAAAGCUUAGUCUCAGAAGUCUUAGCCGAGAUCAAAAUGCUAUGAAUUCCAUCAUAAAAACUGCAUGGAUUGACAUUGAUGGUUACAAAUUAGUACAUGACUUUAUUAAAAAAUUCACUACUGAAAAUAAAAGUAUAGAAAUAGAAGAAUUAGUAUCUGAAGAUAAUGUUGAUAGUAGUUCUGAUGAUAGCAACAAUGAUAAAGAAUAUGAUGAUAUUAAUACAGUUGAUGAAGGAUUUGACAUAAAUCAUUUUCAUGAAAAGAUUUCAUUGUACAUUGAAAAGCAUCCUGAUCUACCCCCAAAAGCACUAAGUAUUUCUCUUGAGGUAUUAAAUUGUGAUGAAAUUGAUGAUGGAGACCUCUUAUCAGAAGGGAUAUUAUGUGCACCAUAUUUAAAAAUUGAACAACCUAUGUUAUUCAAAAAACUGAAAAAAAAGAAGCUUCUGGAUCUUCAAUAUAAUGAAGAACAUUGUGUUGAAUUGGUUGAGCAAGAGAAAAUUAUAAUCAAAAGUCUUAUAAUUAAUAAUGAUGUCAGCCUAUCAAAUAUUCAUUAUCGUGAUAAACGAUCACGACUUGCAUUAGUGGAUCUUGUAUAUGCCUUUAAAAAAAUCUGGUCAACCAGCUCAUACCAAAAUUGCAAGAAAAGCAUCAAUGAAAAAACAUUUUCUCACGAUAUUGUUAGUCACAUUAUUAAAUUUAUAUUUUACGAUAUUGGUUUAGAAUGUCGAUGGGAUGGCAGUUUAUCUGAAUCUACCAAAUGUCGUAACAGAACUGACCAAGGCCCAAACAAGUUUCCAGAUUUUUUUGCAUAUGCAGAAAACCAACAAUGUAAUUUUCAUUAUGAAUAUCUUUUUUUAGAGAUAAGCAACGGACCUUGGGCAUCUGGUACUGAACAUGAUCAUGAAUCUAUCCAAUUUGAGGUAUAUAUUGAAAAAAUUUCCUUUCAUUUCAAUCCAUUUUUAUGGAACAUUGAUGGAGAUCAAAAUCCUAGAUAA